GAUCGGUGAGGAGUAGACCACUGUCUGGGCGCCUGGCAAUACAACCGAGUGAUUCAUUCCAAAGUUGAGAGAUGGCUUCGCUUAGUUUGCGUUUUCAUUAAAUUAAAAAUGUCUGUAACUUACGUAAACGUCAACUUCUUUAGUUUAGGAUAGUAUACCUCUUUAUGGUAUAUGACAUUCCAACAAUGAAGUUGAUUAGUAAGGAUAUAGAAAAAGAUAAUGCCGGUCAGGUGACUCUGAUACCUGAGGAGGCAGAGGAUAUGUGGCACACCUACAACCUGCUGCAGGUGGGGGACAGCCUGAGAGCCUCAACCAUCAGAAAGGUGCAGACAGAAUCAACCACGGGAAGCGUGGGCAGCUCGAGAGUUCGGACCACUCUGACAUUAUCUGUGGAGGCCAUCGACUUUGACUCCCAAGCUUGCCAGCUGAGAGUAAAAGGCACCAACAUUGAGGAGAACCAGUAUGUUAAGAUGGGGGCUUACCACACGAUUGAGCUUGAGCUCAACAGGAAGUUCACUCUCGCCAAAAAGUGCUGGGACAGCGUUGUGCUGGACAGAAUCGAGCAGGCGUGUGAUCCAGCCCAGAAGGCAGAUGUGGCAGCUGUGGUAAUGCAGGAAGGGCUGGCCAACCUGGUGCUGGUGACCCCCGCCAUGACUCUGCUUCGAGCUAAAGUGGAGGUCACCAUUCCUCGGAAGAGAAAAGGAAGCUGCACUCAGCACGAAAAGGCGCUGGAUCGGUUCUAUGAGGCGGUGAUGCAGGCAAUUCUUCGCCACAUUAAUUUUGAUGUGGUGAAGUGCUUCCUAGUGGCCAGUCCAGGGUUUGUGAAGGACCAGUUUUACACCUACCUCUUUAAGGAGGCGGUGCGACAGGACAACAAGGUCCUGCUGGAAAAUCGGCCCAAGUUCAUGCUGGUCCACUCGUCUUCGGGUCAUAAAUAUUCCCUUAAAGAAAUCCUUUGUGACCCCGCUGUGACGAGCAGACUUUCUGACACAAAGGCAGCGGGAGAGGUGAAAGCCCUGGAAGACUUCUACAAGAUGCUUCAGCACGAACCAGACCGAGCCUUUUACGGAAUUGCUCACGUAGAGAAAGCAGCUGAUGCCCUCGCCAUCGACACCCUUCUCAUCAGUGAUAAGUUGUUCAGACAUCAGGAUGUCCCCACAAGGAGUCGUUAUGUUCGGUUGGUGGACAACGUGAGAGACAACGGUGGAACUGUCAGAAUAUUCUCAAGCCUUCAUGUAUCCGGUGAACAGCUGACUCAGCUGAGCGGAGUUGCCGCCAUCCUGCGUUUCCCCAUCGCUGACCUAUCGGAGCCGGAGGACGACAGCAGCUCAGCUGAAGACUGAUCCAGCACCAGCAGACCAGAGUUUUAUUUAAAGUGAGAAGAAAAGAUGACUCCUUAUUUCAGAUAACGCAGGGAUUCUGCGUUGAACAUUAAAGCUGCUGUGGUCGAGGUAUCCUGCAUCUCCAACAUCAGCAUCUUUACCUUCUUGAAGUGGCCAAACUUUCACAUAAUUGGAUGUAUGAGUGCUUUGAUGCUUUUUGCCUGAAGGUGUCUUCCAGAGGGUUGAAGCUAAGUUGCAAUAUUCAGAUAAAAAUAAAUCAACUUUGUAGCAGCAGACCUAAACCUCCUUAAUCCAGUUGUAUACACAACUUACUUUUCUUGCUAAUAAACAUCAGAGGUAUAUGUCA
Molecule: messenger RNA, 1689 nt
Organism: Austrofundulus limnaeus
Lineage: Eukaryota; Metazoa; Chordata; Actinopteri; Cyprinodontiformes; Rivulidae
Gene: pelo
Product: pelota mRNA surveillance and ribosome rescue factor
Exons: 13
Coding region: 165-1343 (392 amino acids)
Biological process (GO): RNA surveillance; nuclear-transcribed mRNA catabolic process, non-stop decay; ribosome disassembly
Cellular component (GO): cytoplasm
Source: RefSeq, a predicted model, not a curated record